This is a messenger RNA of Prunus armeniaca (apricot), 762 nucleotides long. The record is from the annotation of a GenBank genome assembly. NCBI's taxonomy places the organism in Eukaryota, Viridiplantae, Streptophyta, Magnoliopsida, Rosales, Rosaceae.
AUGAACAGGUGCCACGACCGAGAAGAGGCCCCUUCUGACAACCGUGAUUUGUUUAGGCACAAACAGGUGCAAGUCAACAUCUCAUUACUCAAUGUCAUUGCUCAUAUUCCAAAGUAUGCAAAAAUUUUGAAGGAUCUAUGCACUAACAAUAGGAGAUUCAAAGAGCAUGAACAAGUUGCGUUGAGUGAAGAGGUCAGUGCAAUGUUACAAAGAAAGCUACCUCCAAAGCUAAAGGAUCCAGGUUCGUUUUAUAUACCUUGCAUAGUUGGUGAUUUUAAGUUUCAAAAAGCUUUGCUUGAUCUUGGUACUUCUAUAAAUCUUAUGCCAUAUCAUGUUUAUGAGAAACUUAACCUUGGUGAGUUGCAAGCCACAACUGUGCGCAUUCAAUUGGCAGAUAAAACUAUUCGGUACCCCAAGGGCAUUCUAGAAGACGUUUUGGUGAACGUAGAAGGUUUAAUCUUGCCAGCCGAUUUCUUAGUCUUGCAGAUGGAAGAAGCACCAAUUCCUGACAAUGAAUUGCCCCUUAUCUUUGGCCGACCCUUCAUGGCUACUGCUAAGACCAAGAUUGAUGUAGAGCAAGGCACUCUCACCAUGACCGUUAAUGGAGAAACUGUUUCCUUCAAAGUGUUUGAUGCCCUGAAGCCAAAUGUUGUACAAGAUUGUUUUCAAAUUGAAGUAUUUGGUAAUCCAAGAAAAGAGAGAUUUGAUGGCCUUCCAUAUUCAGUAGAAUCAUUCUUGCUGAAAAGAGGAGACAAGGAGUAG